AUGGAUAACGGGGAGAUGGGGGAGAUGCCGGUGCUGAGCGCGGACAGUGUGAGAGUGGCGGUGCGGGUGCGGCCUUUCAGCCAGAGAGAGAAGAACUCUGGAAGCCAAUGUGUGAUUUCCAUGCAUUCCCAAAGCACCACUAUCCGAGACCCUAAGAACAGAGGAUGCUUGAAGACCUUUACCUUUGACCUGGCUUACUGGUCUCAUGACGGAUUUCAAAAGGACGAAGAUGGUGUCCUUAUUCCAUCCAAUCCAACUAGUAAAUUUGCAGGCCAGAUCCAUGUGUUCCAUGACAUUGGAAGGGGAAUUCUAGACAAUGCCUGGCGAGGCUACAAUGCUACUCUCCUGGCCUACGGCCAGACUGGCUCUGGAAAAAGCUACUCCAUGAUUGGCUUUGGCACAAACAAGGGUAUAAUUCCAAGAGUGUGUGAAGAGCUCUUCCAAGCUAUGAAGACGCAGAAGAAAAACGUAGAACCCCAGGUCAUGUUUAGCAUGCUGGAAAUCUACAAUGAACAGAUAAGAGAUUUGCUGUCCAGAACCAAGACACCCGGAGGGUUAAAAGUCAGGGAAGACCAACAGUUGGGUUUUUUUGUGGAAGGUCUGAAGUGGGUGCCUUGUGAGAAUUACGCACAAAUUGAAAAGCUGAUGGAGCAGGGAUCCAAAAUCAGGAUGACAGCUUCGACCAACAUGAAUGCCAGCAGCAGCCGGUCCCACAUGGUCAUCACCAUCCAGCUGAAGCAGGUUUUCCUGGACAUGGCCCUCACCAAACAAUCCAGCAUCAACAUGGUGGACUUGGCAGGAAGUGAGAGGCAGAAAUCAUCAGGGUCUGAAGGAGACCGGCUGAGGGAAGGAUCUAGGGUCAAUUUAAGCCUAACCAGUUUAGGAAAUGUCAUCAGUGCUCUGGCUGACUCAGCCACGGGGAAGAAAGUCCUGCACAUCCCCUACAGAGAUUCUGUUCUCACCAAACUGCUGAGGUCGGCUCUGGGCGGGAACAGCCGGACCACACUGAUUGCAGCUAUAAGCCCAGCCGAUACCUGCUAUGAGGAAACCCUGUCGACACUGAGGUACGCUGAGAGGGCUAAAAAGGUUCAGAACAGAGCUACGAUCAACACCUGCACAGCGGUGAGAGCGGUCAGGGCUGAGGACAAGCUGCUGCUUGCAUUCGGGGGCACCGGAGCGCCAGAGCACCCAGCUUGUUUUCUGGCAGAAUGGCAGCUGAGGACUCGGGAGACCUGGGCCCACCUGCUGGCACAGGCACAGAAGGAGUGGGAGGAGCAAUAUGCGGCUCUCUCCCAGGAGCAGCAGAUGGUGAAGGCUGUCCCACACCUCCUCAAUGUCAAUGAGGACCCACAGCUCACGGGGGUCCUCAAGUACUUCAUUCCCAAUGGCUCCUGUGACGUUGGUCGAGCUGCUACAAACACUAUCUGUCUUCAAGGCCUGGGAAUUUCAGAUAAACAUGCUUCCUUCGUGAAUUUGGAAGGUAAAGUGACAGUCGCCCCACACAGCAAGUGCAAGGUUGUUGUUAAUGGGAUACCCGUCACCAACAGGACGAAGCUGCAGCAUUUGGACCGCAUCAUCUUGGGAUCCAACAGUGCCUUCCUCUACAUCGGGUUUCCCUCAGAGCGAGGUGGUGAAGAUUUAAGCAAAUUCGACUAUGACUUUUUCCAGCUGGAACGGGCAGCUGCUGAGGGAGUGAGUGUCGGCAUGCUUGGUACCAUGAGCCCCGGAGAUGGCCGAGCUGACCCCAGUGUCUUAGCUGUGUUCCAGGACUACAUCAAACUCAUGCCGCUGGUAGUGGAAGCAAAUCAGAUGAGUGAGGAGCUAGAGAAGGGGCUGAAAAUGGAAUUGAAGGUGAAGAACUUAGCAUCGUCAGAUUCCAGGGGCUACGACCUCCAGAAAGAAGUCAUGGUGAAGGUGACCAAACCACGGACUCGCCAGGUAUGGAUUUGGUCAAAAGCCAAGUUUAUCAAUAGGAAAUUCCUGAUGGAGGAACUUUACCAGCGCUUCCUAGAGAGUGAAGACAGCCAGGUGGCUCAGGAAGAUGACCCUUUCUGGGACCCUGUGGAGGUUGUCCACUUGGGCUCAGCACACAUCUGGCUACAGUCCCUGGCUUACUGCAUGAUGCUGGAGGAGCAGGUGGAGUUUCUGAACUGUGACGGACUGGAAGAGGCCGUGCUGCACAUCCGGAUAGCUCCCUGCUCCCCGGAGGGAUGGGCGUGUGGUGAGGAAGACAUGGUUAUUGACCCUCUGGAGCUCCUGGGCAAGAGGAUUGACUUCCAGAUUCACAUUGUUGGGUGCCUCGGUGUCAAGUGGCUAAAGGAAGAUUCGACCCGGGGCAUUCAGAUGGGGUACAAAAUUUAUGAUCUCCCAAACCCUCUAUAUACCAAGCCUGUGUGGAAAAGUGUGAAUCCCCAAAUUGAAGAGACUGUCCAUGUUGUAGCCUUGAGUGCAUCUCGAGAGUUUCUGGAUUAUUUACUGACAAAUGCCCUUAUUGUUGAUUUGUGGGGCCUCCAAGAAGGCUGUGCUGAGCUAGGCUUCUCUCAGAUGGACAUCCUGCUCCCAGGCGAGGGCCACAUCAUGGUAGACACCAAGAAAUUUUCCAGUUUGAAGACUGUGAGCCAGAUCAUGUCAAACCAGGUGCCAGAAAUUUAUCAGAAGCUGCUCAAGUUAGAGCAGGAGACGGAGCUACUCAGGGAUGUUAACCGAGCCCUCAGACAAGAAAACCUGUUUCUCAAGACCUCACUGGAAACAACUGGUUCUGCUCAACAGGCCCAGAGGCCAGAUAAUCCAGAGAGAGCUGCAGUGUCAGCACAGCUGCCGACAGCCAGAGAGGCUAAGCAAAUGUGUGCUCAGCAAACCAGCUGUGAUGUGCAGCUGGCCAGAGCUCUGAAGGUGUUCUAUCGAGGCAUGAGCAUGGCCAGAGGACAGCUCCUCAGACUGAGGCAGUGCAGACCUCCUGAAGACGAUCAAAUGCUUCGACCUUUUGUGCACCAACAGUCACAGAUGCUAAAGGAUUUGGAGGACCUGCUUGAAUCCAGCUUACAGAAGCUGAAAAAUGAUGUUGCUUUCAUAGUGAAGAAGAAGAAGGAGUAUCUACUGCACAUCCAACAGUGAGGAUGGGCAAACUAAAAACUGCAAACAUGCUGAGUUAAUGAGCGUCAUUGACUCACGUAAUUGCAUCUACCAGUUUUGGAUAAGACGCCUCCACUUGGCCUUUUUUCUGAUAAGGACUUGCUAUGGGAACCAGAUUGGCCUUAUCUUGCCUCUGUAUCCCCAGGCCCAAUGUGGGGAUCACAGACCUGUGCCCCCACCACACUGGGCCUUAACUGGAUUUAAAAAUCCUAUAAAAUUAAGACAUACACGGAAUGGGGGGAGGACAUGUCUGUGGUAAAUGUUCAGAACCUGGAACUCUGGAUUUGAUUGCCCGCGGUUCAAUCCUGGUUAAAUUCAUCACUUACACACUGUGCAACAUGGGGCGACUUACUCACCUUCCCUAAGCCUCUCUCCUCAUCAGUUAUCUGGAAUGGUUAAUGAUUACCAACCUCCUAGCAGAGACUCGCAUGCAUUUAUCAUCAGUGCUUUCCUGGAAAAUAGUUCACUUUUUUCUUUUUAAAAAGAUUGUAUUAUGUGUGUCUGUAACCAUGUGUGGUACCUUUUUGGCUAGAAGAGGGAGUUGGAUCAUCUGGAGCUAGAGUUACUAGCAGCUUUUGGCUCCACCUUGGGUGCUAGGCACUGAUCUUGGGUCUUCUGUGAGACCAGUACUUGCUUUUAAGCCAUUUCUCCAGUAUGUUUUUUUUUUUUUUGAGACAGGGUCUCACUCUUAACCCAGGCUGCCCUGGUCCUUUGCUUCAUAUCCCCAGUACUAUUAUUGCAGAUGUGAGUUGACAUGUUUGGCUUUUCCAUUCCACACUUUAAAUAAAGCCUGUCU
Mesocricetus auratus (golden hamster) is the source of this 3928-nucleotide messenger RNA. RefSeq names its product kinesin-like protein KIF28P. The record is from RefSeq and is a predicted model, not a curated record. Gene Ontology annotation, biological process: cytoskeleton-dependent intracellular transport; microtubule-based movement. The transcript has 23 exons. Gene Ontology annotation, molecular function: ATP binding; microtubule motor activity; microtubule binding. The coding region runs from base 1 to 3114 and encodes 1037 amino acids. Gene Ontology annotation, cellular component: microtubule; kinesin complex. NCBI's taxonomy places the organism in Eukaryota, Metazoa, Chordata, Mammalia, Rodentia, Cricetidae.